AUGGCUACCGUCGUCGAGUCGUCACGCAGCUCGACAUCCGUUCCAAGGAACAAUACCAACAGCGGGAGUUUCAGCGGCCCUAAAAACGAUCUCGAAGCACAACAGACUACAGCUUGCUCGGAAGAAACAAGUCAAUCUUCGAGUUUGCGAGAUAUUAGCGGAGAUAGUGGUCUACAGGACAACUCCAAUGUGCCCCAUCUCUCUCUACUGCGGCUAUUCUGGUUCUUCUUCUACAACUUUGGACUAUUUGCCUGGGGGGGCCCUGUAGCACAGAUCUCCCUCAUCAAGGAACACUUGGUGCUUAAAGAAAAAUGGAUCACACUCCCGCGCUUCCAACGCGUCUUUGCUGUCUACCAGAUCCUGCCAGGCCCGGAGGCAGCAGAGCUAUGCAUGUUCUUCGGGUGUCUCUCCGCUGGUCGCUUGGGUGGGAUUGUCGCCGGACUCGGUUUUAUUUUGCCCGGAUUUCUUCUUAUGCUUCUUGCGUCUUAUCUUUAUUCUCUGGCAGGGCUAGAGAAUAUUUACUUUAAUGCUUCCUUCCGGGCUAUCCAACCGAUAGUCUCUGCGAUGAUCCUUCGAGCCACACACAAGAUCGCAGACCACUCCGUGGUCGACCACAGUACUCAUAAAAUAAAUCCAUAUCUCGUCAUUGCUGGCCUCUCAACAUUAAACGAGCAUAGCUUCAUUUCCCUCGGUCUCUACGGUGUGAUAUAUAGCUUUAUAUCCCGCGGCAAACGAAUCAUCGCCAUAUGCCUCUUCAUCCUCCAGUACGUCGUAUACACGAUCUACGUGGUUUUCCGAGGUGUCCCAUCACCUGUUUCCCUCGCGCUCGGAAUAGCCAAGACCCCGUUCCUUCCCAAUUUAUUCGCACUUGGACUGGUAGCCGGAAGCCUCUCUUUUGGUGGUGCAUACACCGCCAUACCUUUCAUGCAGGUCGAAGCCGUUCUGAAGGGUGGGUGGCUUCCCGCGCGCAUUUUCCUGGAUGGCAUCGCCAUUGGGAAUAUUCUCCCCGCCCCGCUCGUGAUCUUUGCAACUUUUGUCGGUUUUCAGGGCGGUUUGGCAGAUGGCAACCUUGGGACAGCUCUUGCCGGCGCAGUGGUUAUUACUAUAGGCAUGUUCUUCCCCUGCUUUCUCUUUACGAUUGCUGGGCAUGAUCUGCUGGAGAAACUUGUACGGAAUGAGUUCCUUUCGGCCUUCUUUGACGGACUUUGCGGUGCUGUCAUCGGCGUGAUCGCUAUUAUAGCGCUGCAGACGUUACGCUCAAGCCUUGAAGUCUCUGACUCAAUGACAACAGCUGCUUUGACGCAAAACGUCAUAAACGCUGAGAGUGCCGCCUCCGCUUCUGUACUCUACGUCCUUGCGCUGGCUGUACUCUACAAAUUCACCAACAAGUAUACACCAUUGCUUCUUGUUGCUGUCGGUGCUAUUGCAGGACAGUUUCUGUUUGUUUGA
Molecule: messenger RNA, 1449 nt
Organism: Aspergillus udagawae
Lineage: Eukaryota; Fungi; Ascomycota; Eurotiomycetes; Eurotiales; Aspergillaceae
Exons: 4
Coding region: 1-1449 (482 amino acids)
Biological process (GO): chromate transport
Molecular function (GO): chromate transmembrane transporter activity
Source: RefSeq, a predicted model, not a curated record